Strongylocentrotus purpuratus (purple sea urchin) is the source of this 306-nucleotide messenger RNA. RefSeq names its product centrocin 1-like. Lineage: Eukaryota; Metazoa; Echinodermata; Echinoidea; Camarodonta; Strongylocentrotidae. The record is from RefSeq and is a predicted model, not a curated record. The transcript has 2 exons. The coding region runs from base 37 to 306 and encodes 89 amino acids.
AUAUUGCAAGCUGCUUCCCAAGCUAAACAAGUGAAAAUGAUGAUCAAAGUAGCUGUUGUUCUCUGUGCUAUUGUGGCAACCAGUAUGGUGUGCGCCAACGAUUUUGAAGAGCAAGAUGCAAUGGACACUUUGCUGAAUCUGAUGCUAUCGGAGGAGGCUGCAUCUCCUGAUGACGAAGCCGUAGCCUUGCAGAGCUGGUUCACUGACGCGUUUAAAAAAGUCAGUAAAACUCUCCUUCCAGUCAUCCACGCUGGACAGAGUGUAUGCAAGAGGCUUGGCUAUUCUCCAGAAGAAGCUCGUAAGUAG